Molecule: messenger RNA, 1975 nt
Organism: Chenopodium quinoa (quinoa)
Lineage: Eukaryota; Viridiplantae; Streptophyta; Magnoliopsida; Caryophyllales; Amaranthaceae
Product: protein MAIN-LIKE 1-like
Exons: 2
Coding region: 302-1975 (557 amino acids)
Biological process (GO): meristem development; meristem maintenance
Source: RefSeq, a predicted model, not a curated record
UUGUUAAAUAUUUUUUAUUUGUUUGUGAUUUUUAUUGUUUUGGUUGUUUAUGUUUUUUGGUUCUUUUUUGUGGGUUUUGCGUGGGAAAAUUUAUUUCGGUUUAUGACUUUUCUGAUUAUGUACGUAUUUAACAUAGAUUGAGGGUUCGGGAAGUCGUCACGCAAUAUCUCGACGUUUGAACGCCUCAGUUAGGCGGGAGUCAGGCCGUUUAGGAAAUACGGCCGAACCGUUCGUUCACCAGCAGCAGUAUGGGUAUGCUGGUAACUGGUCGGGGGAGCAGCAGCCAGAACGCAGCCUCCCCAUGUACUCGUCGGGUGGAGUGCCUUCACCUUCAACUGACGAUGAGGAGGACGAGGGAAGUCAUGCUUCCCGCGAUGACGAGUAUGACUCUCGUUAUUAUCAUACGGUGCGUAGGGGUCAGACUGGGAGAUUUGUCAGCAGUACUCAAACCAGUCAGCCUUCCACAAGCACGGCAGAGGCAUGGGUAGUGCAGGAGGCGAUGCCAGGAGGUCCGGAGGAUGGGACCGUUAUCCCUAGCUUUGGGGGGCAUGUGGCUGCGUAUAUAUGGGGCGGGCAGGAGCGUGCUGUAUUGCGCUGUUUGGGCAGGACGCAGUGGUGUUCUGAGUUGGCCGCCUGGCGAGGUCGUCUUGCACAUGACCAUUUGGAGAUGAUUGACGGUAGCGGUCUGUCCCACUUACCUGGAAUCAUGUUCAGGCGUUUGGACUGGCCGCUGAUUUCAGCUUUUGUUGAGAGAUGGCAGCCAGAUACGAACUCGUUCCAUAUGCCAUUUGGGGAGAUUACGAUCAUGCUGCAUGAUGUGUACUACAUUCUUGGCCUUCGUGUAGAUGGUACCAGGGUGUCCGCUACUCCCAGCACGGACACCCUGCGGGACGCAUGCUCGAUCACCUUGGACAUGACUGCAGAGGAGCUGAAUGAGAAGUGCGGUACCAAGACUGUCUGGUUGGGGAGUGGGGUGCUGACGGAGAGGAUCGCGGACGCGACUCUUGAGUCGCAGAGGCCUUUUGAUGUCCAUUACAAUGCCUACUUGUGGUUAGUGCUGGGCGGAUGUCUGUUUCUGGACAAGAGUGGUAACCGUACUCAUCCGUCCUUCCUCAGCGAGCUGGUUGUGGAUGAUGUGCCGAUAGAUGAGUACUCUUGGGGUUCAGCUGUGCUUGCGUAUCUGUAUCGGCAGUUGGGUACGGCAUCUAGACGAGAUGCCGAUUCUAUCGCUGGUUGUCUCACACUUCUGCAGGCGUGGAUCUAUGAGUAUUUUCCGUGCUUCCGGCCGCAGCAGGGUACCUUGACUAGGGAGCUUAGUGUUCCGCGUGCCUCGGCUUGGGAUGUGGGAUCGGGAUGCCCCAACAAGAGCAUCGAGCGCCUCCUCGCAUUUCGUUCUAGACUGGAUCAGCUGACCGAUAAUGAGGUUAACUGGCUGCCGUACGGGGUUGAUCCGGCACGACGCGUGCCAGCCACUUUAUUCAUUGGCUGCAUCCAGUAUCGGAGUAUCAUUGAGCCAUACAUGCCUGAUCGAGUCGUUCGGCAGCUGGGAUUCGUGCAGGACAUUCCGGGGACCAUUAUACGCCCUGAGAAGGCUAAGAGGCCUACGAACUUGAAGAUGUAUCGGGUGGAGUUCCCGAUUGAGAUGACAUCAGUUAUGUGGACUCGGUUUGUCCCUGGUUCGUACUUCAGUGUUGUUCUCGGUGCCCUUACCCCACUCGGAGGUGGAUCUCCUACGGUCGGUCCAGGUUACAUGCAGUGGCUGUACCGAUUUUCUCAUCCUCGUAUUUCUCCGGGUGGGUCUUCAUCUGCGAUCACACUUCCAGAGAGGACUAACACGGACUACUGGAUGGGUCGUUCCUUGGCGAUUCACCGUAGGUCACUGGUGGAUUGUCCCAGCAUGCCGUACCUGUUUCCUGCGCACCACGUUGAGUGUAUCGACGGUCCACGUGUUCGAAGUAACUUGGGUGUCGUCUAG